GCGCAGUUAUUGGGUCGCGGAUGUGGCGGCAAGACACGAAUUACUUACUUGCAAAACACGCCCGUUUAUUAAGUCCCAUACCUCACCGAACUGGAUCAUGCCCGACCACCAAUAAUUUAUUGACGUGAAUUGUUGCAUGGAGUGUUCUUUACAAAGUGGACCCGAUCGAAAGUCCUUGCGUUUAAAUUAUAGCCGUGCGUGGGUGACAGAAGUAUUGCAAGUUAUGUACAUGUACGCGUUCACCCAUACAGUUACAGUGUUGUAAAACUUGCACACUAGAUACUGACGUCCUUGCAGUUGAAAGGAAAGAGCGUUGAAUGGCCUCGUACGAUGUUAAUACCAUGCCAUUGUAUUGAGGGCAUUCAUAGAAAUCCAUUCGUCCGAGCCGGUCUACACUGCUAGCUACACAACCGAAAGUUCACCACCGCAGACUAUACAGUUGUAGUGUUGAGUAGGCCUUGAGUGGAGUUUGUGUAUUUAUAGUCACUACCAAUAUCUGCGUAGAUACUGUUUGGAGUAUCCCGACUUGAUCCCAAAAUGGUGCUCUCGGCAGCUGUAGGAGGUGGUUCGGUGACCGGUGUCUUCACGGUGACGGGCGCGACUAUCGCUCUAGCGGCGACAGUGGUUGUCUUGAUCGUGGUCCUGGCAUUGUGUCUUGGAGGCGGUGGGGGGAUGGGAGCCGAGUCGCCCCCUCCAGCACCCGGUGCAAGCUGCAUCGGUGGCCACCUAAAAAUCAUGACCGGAGAAACGCCGCCCUGGAUCAUCCUUAAUCAGAUAGGGAAGGAGCAGGGUGACGUCAUGUCCCUGAAACUUGGCCAUUGGGUUAUCAUGCUAAACACCUUGGCCGCCAUUAAAGAUGCAGCCGUGAACUUCGUUAAGGAGAUGGGUUCUAGGCCCACGAACUACACCAGCAAUUUACUGAAUGAGAACGGGAAAGAUAUUUCCCUGGGGGAGUACAGUCAUGACUGGCUCCUGCUGCGAGAAUUGGGCAUCAAAAACCUCCGAGAAUUUACGGCCAAUAAGAAGCUGGAGGAGAUAGCUCACAUCGUCUUGAAGAAGCUUGGAGAUGACCUGGACCAGAGGGAGAAUCAACCUGUCAAUGUCAAGGACAUCAUGGUACCAGCGGUGGCUGGUAUCCUGAGUCACCUGUGCUUCGGGUUCGAUGCUGAUCCCUCUAUCCAUGACCGUGUGGCUAGGCUGUUUGGGGGCGGUCUGUACAAGUACAUCGUGGGGCCGCGUCUGCCCGUAGACGUCAUCCCCAGCCUGCGGUUUUUCCCCAGCAGGGCCCUCUCGGAGGCCAAGGCCACAGUCAACGAGCUGAACGGAUUGCUCCGGUCGGAGAUGAAACGACACGAGGAGAGUCUAGACACAGCCAUGACCCGCGACUUGAUGGACGGAAUCAUCAAGUGUCGAAACCACGCCCGUGAGACGGAACCGGACAAGUACAAGUUCCUGACCGACACCCACGUGUAUCAGGUCAUAUCCAACUACCUCGGCGGGACUACUGCCGGUUUCUUGGUGUCCUCCCUGACCGCCACAGCCCUCCUCGUCAGCAAUUCAGACCAGCAGGAGAAAUUCUCGGCUGAGAUCACCAAGGCGGUCGGUGAGGACCGGGUUCCUGGGCUGGACGACCGGGAGGAGUUGGUCUACGUCAAGGCGACCAUUGAGGAGAUUCUACGCUACGCCUGCAUCGCUCCGAUCAGCGUGCCGCACAAGACCACCCAGGAUAUCACCUUCCGUGGUUUCAAGGUUCCAGCCAACACGGGAGUCCUCUGCAACUUCUAUGGCCUUCACUUCAACGAAGAGUAUUGGCCUGAGCCGUUCGUCUUCAAACCAGAACGCUUCAUCGACGAGGACGGAAAGUUCAAAUCGGACGAGCACAUGUACCCGUUCGGAUACGGGGCGCGCGCAUGCCUGGCCCAGACCGAGGCUCGCCAGAUGAUCUACCUCAUUCUCAGCUGGCUCACCCACCGCUACUCCCUCUGCCGAGCCCCUGGGGAGGAGGACAACGAUCUGCUCGUGCAGGAUCCGAACGUUAAGGUCGCCAAGGCUGUGGCCCCUUUCAACCUUGUUUUAAAACGGCGAUUUUAAGGCAAGUUCACUUCGUAUAAAGACGCACAAUCAGACUGGCGAUGCUAAGUUGGUAGACUGUGGAAGUUUCGUCAAGCCUUUCUUCAGAAGUAGGCCUAUCUGUUUUGCAAUUAAUCAUUGGCAAUAUAAUGCAUCUUCUUUGUUGAUAUUUGGUAUCUAUCAUGUUGUCUAAUUAAUCACCAACUAAAGUGAUUCAAAUCUGGAAAGAGGGGUUCUGUAUUGCAUUAGUUAUCAGUUGUCUUGUAGUAGACUUCAUAGUGUAGCUUUAGCAUACAGGUAAGCAUUAUAUAUACAGUGAAUAUCAAUGGUGUAUUUUUGUUGGUUUAUUCAUGUAUUUAAUUAAAAUGUGUGUGGGGCAGCAAAGUGAUUUAUAAAAAUUAAAACAUAAACCAAAAAAAUAUUGUUGACAGCGGUCUUGACAUAUUCAUGUAGUAAAAUGAAAGAAAAAGUAUCAUUUUUUCUAUUAAUAAAUGUUUUGUUUUUUUUAGCUUUUAUAUUUAAAAAGCAAACCAUUCUUUUUUUCUAUAUAUGUUUCUAUCCCCAUAAUGAUCUAUGUUACUUAGUUGUUACUUGAGGGAGAAAGAACUUUAUUAUUGUUAUGGUGGAAAGAAAUUUAUUUUCUAAAGGAACUAUUUUGUAUAAUUAUUAUUAACAUAAUGAAAAGAUCCCAGGCUGGGAAAAUUGGAAAAAUGGGUACAGUUAGUAUAAAAGAGUAGUUAACGUAUAAGAAUGUAGGCUAGGCCUAUUGACAAAAUGAAAUGAAUUUCUGUUAGAGAAUUAUAUAUGUUUUCGUGAUGUUGCACAAAAUUAUGGAUGAGGUGCUUUGCUUGCAUUCAUCAUGGUGCACUGGCGAAAAAUUGCACUUCUAUUUUUCAGAGCACUGUACAUGAUUUUGUAACUUUUAUAAUUUUAUACGUUUAUGUACUUUAAAACUCUGGAUGUAUUUUGAUCUUAAUUUAAAGAUUGCAGUUUAUUUGCGGGCAUUUUUGGUGUUUUUCUUUUUUAUUAUAUUUUUUUGGUGGCGGUGAGGAAUGACAAUCUUAAACAACUAUUAAAUGACCAGAGUUUUUAGAAUUCAGCAGUAUGAACUCAAAUCUAUGUAGUCGUUUGGCAAGAGCACAGCUGUGUCACCGAGUAGCAUUCCCAUACCACAAAAUGGUGGUUUUCUUUGCCCAUUUUUUGUUUUUUCGUUCAGGUGAGAUUUUCAUUUGUUUACAGUGGCUAGCAAAACAUCGCAUGUGAUGUACAAUGUACACACUUCUCAACGGCAAUAAUAUCUAUGUAGUUUCAAUGCGAAUGGCCGGGGGAAAGUUAAUUAACCAACAUUGGUCUAUCUUGCCUUAGUUUUCAAAAGCGUACAGGAAUGAUCCAUGGAGCUUGGAACUACUUGAAGACACAGAUUCAGUUAAUUAUUUUCUUACUAUUAUUCACAAUAACGAAAACAGAAGUGAAUAACUUAUAAACAAAGGACAAUAGAAUGUACUUUAAUGGUUCUUUAUGUGAAACCUUUUUCUUUAUUUCCCAAAAGAAUGCAAAUAAAAAAAAUGUCCAGGGUGCAGUCGAGAAAGAAAAAUCAUGGGAAAUACGAGGUUCCAUAUUUUUCAAAUCCUACUGUCAAAUUCUCUACUUGUUAUACAUUAAAGGGACCUUGCAAUGUGAUGUAGUUAAUACAAUCCUUGCAAAUGCACCUUUAUAACCCAUUUCACCAUAUUUUCAAUUUUUGUUUCGCCAUUUUAAAGAGCGUUUCCGUGCCUAUUUGGUUUUAUGCUAAUGCAAAUUUCCAUAUUCAUGAGCAAAACUGUGAUGUCAUUCCGUGCAGACACAUCAAUGUUACAGCUUUUUCAGCAGAAAAAAAAGUUGCAAGAAAUCUGGAUAUUUUGCGGUCGUAAAUUUUCUCUUUUUUGUGUGUGUGAUUAGUUGUGUAAAAUCUUGGCAGUAUUUAGCCAAUGAGCAACACCUUUCCACUGACAAAUGCUUACAAUGCACAAAUUUGGGUUCACAAUUUGUACAGAAAACCCCUAUAAAACUGAACAGUGUUUUCCUGCAAUGACAUACAUCAACAGCGCCCUCAGUUGUCCGGAAAGGCAUGGACAAUUUAAAAUGUUUAAAGAAGUGCACUUUUCAAUAAACUUAACCUCAAAGGGAUGUCAAAUAGUUUUCAUACAUUACGACUAGAAAGUUGCACAAAAUGUGUUCCUUAGAAAUAUUCAUUGCAUGAUCCUUUAAAUAAUACACUUUCCCAUCGCCCUUUUUUGGUGAAAGGUCACAACUUCCGUUUCCCCCAAAUAGGUCAAUGCCAGAUCAAAGGGAAGUGACUUCCGGUUUUAGGACCACACACUUUUUUUUCUAGGGUUUCAUUUAAAAAUUUCCCAACAGCUGUUAGCUCCUGAUAAAUAGUCUCGGUUGAUUCUUAUUUUUUUUACUUAAAAAGACUUGAGGGUAAAUCUUAUUACACUUCAAAACCCAAAAUAAGCUUACAAAGCCCAACAAGAGAGGCAAAACAAAACAAACAAACAAGCAAAAACGUUACAAAGUUCUAAUUGUAAUAGGGCAGUCCGUGUUAUAGCUUAAAUCUAUUUCAUCAACAACAAAAAUUGACAAAAUCCUAAUGGUUAUAAUGCAACGGUGUUCCAGAAUAUUCGACCAUGGUUCACUGACACAAGCAUGCAUUGAAUGCACACAACUUGGUCUCAUAAUGAUGUAUAGUUGUCAUCUGAAUUGAAAGAAAAUCUAUGUAAGAGUACUGCUUGCUGCAAAUUAAACGGUACAUUUUACAUAAAAGAAGAAAUAUUUGGGGGCAGAUUCGUUGCAGAAAUUGUAUGCAUAAGUAAGUGAACCUGUAUGCAAAA
This is a messenger RNA of Patiria miniata (bat star), 4940 nucleotides long. RefSeq names its product steroid 17-alpha-hydroxylase/17,20 lyase-like. Gene Ontology annotation, biological process: progesterone metabolic process; hormone biosynthetic process. Gene Ontology annotation, molecular function: heme binding; iron ion binding; steroid 17-alpha-monooxygenase activity. The coding region runs from base 538 to 2091 and encodes 517 amino acids. The transcript is spliced from 9 exons. The record is from RefSeq and is a predicted model, not a curated record. Lineage: Eukaryota; Metazoa; Echinodermata; Asteroidea; Valvatida; Asterinidae.